Messenger RNA from Pezoporus occidentalis (night parrot), 715 nucleotides. It is a transcript of the gene UTS2, whose product is annotated as urotensin 2. The record is from RefSeq and is a predicted model, not a curated record. Bases 138 to 548 code for a protein of 136 amino acids. Gene Ontology annotation, biological process: blood vessel diameter maintenance; regulation of blood pressure. Gene Ontology annotation, molecular function: hormone activity. The transcript has 3 exons. Gene Ontology annotation, cellular component: extracellular region. Lineage: Eukaryota; Metazoa; Chordata; Aves; Psittaciformes; Psittacidae.
UCAAAAAACUUUCUUAAAGAAAGACCUGCCAGAGAAAUGAGGACCUGGCAUUAACAUCAGGAAGGUAUCUCUUCUCAAAGCUUUGGAAGUAAAAAACCCAAGACAAAACACACAAGUAUCCCUAUUAUAUUCAUUAAAUGAGGAUAAGCAAUUUCAUUAUAGUCUUCAUCAGGCUGCCAACAGACCCGAUGAGAAAUCAUCUGAGACAGACUGAAACAGGGAUUCAAAGCAAAAAACCCUCUUACUGUAUGCUUCUUUGUCAUCUUCCAUUUGCAGCUGAUGAAGAUCCAAGAUUAGACCUGGAGAGACUGGGCAGCCUAGGAAGCACUUCCCUGCUUCAGUUCCUGCCAGAGCUCUUGGGCACACUGACUGAAGACAAUAAAGGAGGUCUUAGCCCCAGCAGCUACAACCCAAGGGAAAAUAUCAAAGAGACUUUCUACGGAAAUCAUCCUCGAAUUGCUUUGCUGGGCCGCUUCUUGACCAAGGAUAGGAAACAGUACAAGAAACGUGGGAAUCUUUCCGAGUGCUUCUGGAAAUAUUGUGUGUAAGCAGGAGAAGAAAGUCCCCCUGACUUUGGUUGUGUAAUUUAUACAGAUGUCUGAAAACAUGUUUAUAGAUUUGCUUUUGAUUUGAGAAUGAAGAAACAUGAAGACAGCUCCUAACUUUACAUUCUAUGCUACUUGGAAAUUAAUAAAUUCUUGAUGUUUUGCAAUGA